This is a messenger RNA of Lemur catta (Ring-tailed lemur), 1340 nucleotides long. RefSeq names its product ankyrin repeat domain-containing protein 26-like. The transcript has 12 exons. Gene Ontology annotation, molecular function: protein binding. The annotation marks the transcript as partial. Lineage: Eukaryota; Metazoa; Chordata; Mammalia; Primates; Lemuridae. The record is from RefSeq and is a predicted model, not a curated record.
UGGACACACCUGGCCCUGCCGUCUGAGCCUGGCUCCAGCAGUUCCAUCCUCAGAAGACCUGUCCCCCUGCGCUGUGCCCAGCCACGGUACCACAUCCGGAAGAAAGAUCUCGGCCAAAUCCACCAAGCUGCCAGCGCCGGUGACGUCGCGAAAGUGGAGCAGAUCCUUUCGCUGAAGAAAAAGGUCUUGGAUGCCAGAGAUAGAAAGAAGAGGACUGCUCUCCAUUUGGCCUGUGCCAGUGGCCAUCCAGAAGUAGUUACUGUCCUGGUGGACAGAAAAUGCAAGCUCAAUGUCCCCGACAGUGAAAAAAGGACAGCUCUGAUUAAGGCGGUACAAUGCCUGGAAGAGGAGUGUGCCACCAUCCUGUUAGAACAUGGUGCCGAUCUGAAUCACAGUGACGUGUAUGGCAACACAGCUCUUCACUAUGCUGUCUAUGGCGACAACCCAUCGAUCGCAGCAAAGCUCCUUUCACAUGGCGCAAAUAAAGAAGCCAUAAACAAGGAUCACCUCACUCCACUUCUACUUGCUGUAAGUGGAACUAAAGAGGAAAUGGUAGAAUUUUUGAUACAGAAGAAUGCAGAUAUAAAUGCAGUAGAUAAAAUGAACAGCAUUCACCACCAAAUUUCAGAAUAUAAAGAAGAAAAGAUACCUGACGAUCUUUCUGAAAACAGCAAUCCAGUGGAUGGAAUAUCUGAAGACUCUACAAUCAGGAACCUGUGCUGUAUUAGACUGAAGAUGAAAAGUUUGAAGACUGCCAUGGAGUCCUCCAGAAGAAGGAUCUGGAAUCAGGAGCCCAUAAGAAGGAUGUCCACCUACCCGACUAUUGAUGAUUUAAGCAGUGUCGAUACCAAGGAUGUUUCUGAACCAAACUUAACCAACUUAACUACUGCUUCUCAGCAAUCCAGGAAAAAUUUAGAAGCAAAAUAUGCUACUGUGAGAACAGGUAAGGGAAACAUGUUUGAGGACAAGAUUUCCGAUCAUCCAAAGGAAGAUGUGUUUGAAUGCUUUCCCACAACAUCAGGCAAAGUCCAGGGCUUUUUAAAUCCUUCCUUUCCACCACCUGAGCCUCAGCGGAAACCUUCCUCCGGGUCAUUGGAAAACUGUGGUCUUACAAAGGAAGGAGCAACAAAGCCAGCAUCUGGACAAAAGGAAAAUGGUAUUGGUAUUAUUGAACAUGCUCCGUGAGAGCAAAAAGUAAUGUCAAUUUUAUUUAUGUGCACAAAAAUAACAGAAGUGGUAAGUUAGUGAAUAUCUAUGAUACUCUUUAAUCCUUAAAUGCCAUCACACACACACAAAAAAAAACAUUUAAAGUAUGCAGACCCAAAUAUAUUAUCCAUUUC